AUGGACGCCGCAACCAUCGAGGAGACGAAUCGCAUUCGCGUUUCUCUGGGCAUGAAGCCGUUGCCGGUACCUGGUGCCGCCCCAGCUGCUCCGCAACGCGACAACUCUGCUUCAGAUGAUGAGGAUGCGCCGAGUACGUUGGAGAGCCGCUCGGCGCAAGCAUACGACAAUUACAAAAAGGUCCGCGACGCGGAAGUCGCGAAGCGCAACCGAGAGGAGCGAGCCGCGGCUGCGAAAAGGGAAAGAGAGGCUGCGCAGCGUCAUGCAAUUCUCGAGGGCAAGAGCCUGGGCGAGGCAGAGGAUGCCGACGGUGAUGCGAAGGCGUGGCUAAAGGCCCAGAAGAAGCGACAAAAGGCUAUCGAGAAGGCGAGAAAGCUGGAAGAGGAACAGGCUGCCGCAGAAGCUGCCGCGCUGGCGGCGGUUGAGUACACGUCAAAGGACUUGGCAGGUGUGAAGGUUGCCCACGAACUCGACAACUUUCUCGACGGCGACGAGCAGAUCUUGACCCUCAAGGACGCCACUAUCGAUCAAAACGAAGAGGAGGGCGACGAGCUUGAGAACAUGGACCUCAAGGCCAAGGAGCAGCUGCAAGAAAGGAUGGAUAUUAAGAAGAAGAAAUCAGCAUACGACGUAUUCGCUGCUGCAGACGGAGGGACAGAGCAAGGUAUCUUGGCUCAAUACGACGAUGAGAUUUACGGCAAGAAGGGCAAGAAGUUCACUCUUGAUGGAUCUGGUGCGAUUGCGGAGUUGGGCGACAUCUUGGGCGCACCCGAGAAGUCGAACAAGCUGCAGAACAUUGACCUCGAUGUCAUUCAGGAUGCGCCUACUUCGGAUUACCUUGAUAUUUCGGAGAUCAAGGUCAAAAAGCCCAAGAAGAAGAAGUCCAAGUCAACCCGGCAGAAACCUGUUGAUGAGGAUGACAUCUUCCCUCUCGAUACAACGCCAGCCGGUGACGACAUGAUGGACCUUGACUCUGGCGCAGCUGUUGCUAAGAAGCGUAAGGUCGAGGAUGACACUUUUGUCGAUGAUGAGGACUUGCAGGCGUCUUUGGCCAUCCAGCGCAAAAACGCUUUGAAGAAGAGGAAGAGGGCUCGCCCGGAAGACAUCGCUCGGCAACUCAGAGAGCAAGUCGACGAGCCGACCGAAGCUCAAACGGGCGGCGUCGUAAUCGACGAGAUCUCGGAGUUUGUGUCUAAUCUGAAUAAACCAGAACAGGAAGAACGCAAGCCAAAGAGGCCAAAGUCUGUGUCAGUAGAGCCCGUCACGGCUAUGGAUGUCGAGUCGGACGACGAAGACCAUCCCAUGGGCGACGGUAGCCACGAGAUUCCAGACGACAGAGCCAGAGAAGCUUCCGCAGAUAUUGCGGCGACAGGCGUUGACGAGGAGAAGACCAUUAGCACAGGCAUGGGCUCGACACUGGCGCUAUUGAGAGAACGUGGCAUUCUCAAAGAUGCUCACGGUGCCGAGCUGAACAUGAGCGAGCGCCAGAAGGCCGAGUUCUUGGCAGAGAAGAGACGCAUUGAGCGGGAGCAAGAAGAGCGAGCCAGAUCCCAGCGCGAGCGCGACAGAAACAGCGGUCGACUGGAUGCCAUGUCUACCAGGGACAGGGAAGAGCGCGCCAGACAGGCCAACGCCCACCGCGAACUACAGCAAUCCCGCGUCGUCGACGAGCUCUUCAAGAAGCAUUACAAGCCCAACGUAGAGCUCAAGUAUGUGGACGACCACGGUCGGACCCUCGACCAAAAGGAGGCCUUCAAGCACAUGAGUCACCAGUUCCACGGCAAGGGCAGCGGCAAGGGUAAGACCGACAAGCUUCUGAAGAAGAUUGAGGAGGAGAAGCGACGCGAGGCCAAGCCCAGCUUUGACACGAGCGAAAACGCAAAUAUGAGUUCAUCAUCGGCUAAGCGGCAGGCCGGUGUUCGAUUACAAUAA
Molecule: messenger RNA, 1932 nt
Organism: Colletotrichum graminicola M1.001
Lineage: Eukaryota; Fungi; Ascomycota; Sordariomycetes; Glomerellales; Glomerellaceae
Product: SART-1 family protein
Exons: 2
Coding region: 1-1932 (643 amino acids)
Biological process (GO): mRNA cis splicing, via spliceosome; maturation of 5S rRNA
Cellular component (GO): U4/U6 x U5 tri-snRNP complex
Source: RefSeq, a predicted model, not a curated record